AUGCCAGCCGUCUAUCACAGGUAUCGGCAAGUAGUCGCCCAACAUGCGCCUCACGUCUACUUUUACCAGCAUUCUUUGCGCCACCGGCAAGCUGUCGUCCCGCCUCCCCCCGCGCCGGAACCAAUCACCAUCACAGAGCUCCCGCUUCCCCCAGUCACCGCGGACGAGGGUGUCGGAGGAUGUACUCUGGAGAUCAACCCCCACGGCACCGGGUGCAUCGGGAAAUCCCCCGCUCUCCAGAACGGGGAUUUCCUGCCGGACGAUCUCCACGUUGUCGCGACGGUGAACUUCACCGGCGCCCCUGCGUCACCGGACCCGGCGAGCAUAUACAGCGGGCAACAGCUGAUCGUUGUCAAGAUCGACAAUAGCACGUUCCCAAAUGGAGAUGCGUGGAAGUGUAUCACUUGCGGCGUGCCUGCGGAGAAUCAGGCUGGGCGUGUCGCGAACCACGACUAUCCUCAAAUCUUCAACGACGGCAAACGCUUACUUGCUGGGCCGCAAAUCAUCGAGUGUUCAGUAAAACUUGUCAGCGAAGCUUGCACCCCUGACCAAGUCCACAUCUACCCAAUUCGAUGGAACACGGCCGUGAACGGGUCAGGCAUCGGCGGUACUAUUCGCGAGUUGCGCAUCCAUCCCGAUAAUGAGCAUCUUGGCUUCAACUCCUUCACUGUCACGUCCGGCAAAGUCAGCCAAUUCGCGUAUAUCGGAAGGCUAGUCCUUAAUAAAGCACCAACAACUGGCGAGCCACUCGUUCCUCGUUAUGACUUGGCCAAUGUCAACCUGUUGUUCAGCUUGAACGAUACGCAGCCUGUUGAGGUUGACUCGGAGGAUAGCACUCUACUCCGCAUCAACUAUGAUGCCAUCACUGUUGGAGAGCUUCGCGGGUUCAGCGGGACCGGUAAAGAAGUCACCUACAUUGGCUACCCGGUCGAGUCGUCCAAUAUUGACGUCUUUGCUGCGGAUCUCGCCACUGGAAAGGUCCGGCGCUUGACCGCCCACCCGGAGUAUACGGAUCCGGUGGAUAUAUCCCCAGAUGAUCAAUGGACUGUGGCCAUGGACACCCGUGGCAGCGGACGCCAAAUGUUCAUGGCAGGGCUGCGCGGUAUCCCGCCACUGACGGACUUGGUCGCCACGAGCGCUGCUUCAUCGACGAGGAACAACCGGGGUCGUCGUUUCUUCCAGCCAUGGCUCAUCGAUGGACAUGGUGACCGAGAAUCGUACUUUGGACAGCAACUCAACGCUGAGGGAAGCGGUGUCCCCGGGAGCGGCGCCAUCAAUGAUCCCGAGUGGAACGGCCGCGCUGACCCGAAGUGGUCCAACGAUGGUACCCAUAUUGUGUACUAUCAGGCGCUCACUGUGUCUCCGGAAUGCGGAGGGGAGAAUCCUUUGCCUUGCUAUCCGUCCACGGCACCCGGAGGUCGCACCGAGCGCAUGAUGCUGGCGCAUCUGACUAGCCGGCAGCCUCUCGCACCGCAGCCUGUCGAGCCUCUGAGCGAUACCAUUCCCUGGGCGACACCAUACGUGCCUGGGUCCCACGUCCCAGAGAGACCAUUCCCGACGAACGGAAACUUCACCCUCAAGGGCAUGGCCAGUGGCUGGGCAAAUAUAAUCAUCACUCCGAAUAGUGGAGGUGGCCUGCCGGGAACAGUGGCCGUCGAGUACCACGAUUUCUCUGAUGACGGCACAAACGUGCUGGUAGGAUCCGAGAAGGUCACUUCAGUUAAUCCGAGUCCGACAGUGGAGGAGAUUGACUGGUACUCGGACCUUGUUCAGACGGGGCCGAACAAUGGGACCAAGAAGAGCAGCCCUGAUGGCUUCCGGUUGAGUAUUGAUAUCCUGACAAACAUAUUCCAAGCCAACGGUACCCUGACGACCACGAUCGACGGCAAGGAGUGGCUCCAGCCUGCGAAUGGGACUUAG
Messenger RNA from Colletotrichum godetiae, 1920 nucleotides. RefSeq lists its product as uncharacterized. The transcript is spliced from 2 exons. Lineage: Eukaryota; Fungi; Ascomycota; Sordariomycetes; Glomerellales; Glomerellaceae. The coding region runs from base 1 to 1920 and encodes 639 amino acids. The record is from RefSeq and is a predicted model, not a curated record.